AUGUCUUAUGAUCAAGCCAUUAAAUUAUUUAAUCAACAAAAAUUUAAAAAUGCAAUUGAAUUAUUUGAACAAACAUUAAAUACAAAUAAAAAUUCUUUACUAUAUCUUGGAUUUUGUUAUGAAAAAGGUUUAGGUAUUCCAAAAAACAUAUGGACGGCAAGAGAUUAUUAUGAACUUUGUAUUAAAGAAAAUAAUAAUUUUUAUUUCAAAUCAACUGCUUUUUUUCAAUAUAUUAAUUUAAAUUUUGAAACAUAUAAAAUAACAAUUGAAAAAAUCAAUACUUUUUUUGAUUUUUUUGAUAAUGAUGAUACAAAUUACCAAGUAAUGUAUCUUAUAGGAUAUGCAUUAUUCUAUGGAAAAUUUGGUUCAAAACAACUAUCAUAUUUAGGUAAAACAUAUCUUGAAAAGGCAAAAAAUUAUUUAAAAAAGGAUAUAAAAGAAAAUGAUUUAUUAAAAUUAUAUAAAAUUUGGUAUAAUAAAACAAAUGAAUUUUUUAAUUUAACCACUAUAUUAAAAAAAAUCGAUUUUGAUGUAAUAGAUGAAUAUUUUGAUAUUGCUAUUAAUAAUAAUAUAGUUGAUAAAGCAUUUAAAAUUCGUAUUUUAAAUGAUUAUUUUUGUAAUAAAUAA
Messenger RNA from Cetraspora pellucida, 627 nucleotides. The record is from the annotation of a GenBank genome assembly. Lineage: Eukaryota; Fungi; Glomeromycota; Glomeromycetes; Diversisporales; Gigasporaceae.